Messenger RNA from Rattus rattus (black rat), 1162 nucleotides. It is a transcript of the gene Noxred1, whose product is annotated as NADP dependent oxidoreductase domain containing 1. The record is from RefSeq and is a predicted model, not a curated record. The transcript has 6 exons. Bases 1 to 1104 code for a protein of 367 amino acids. Gene Ontology annotation, biological process: L-proline biosynthetic process. Lineage: Eukaryota; Metazoa; Chordata; Mammalia; Rodentia; Muridae. Gene Ontology annotation, molecular function: pyrroline-5-carboxylate reductase activity.
AUGGAAAUGCUAGAUAACCUUGAGUCUAUGAAGUUCGAAUAUGGGAUUCCAGAGGAAGAACGUUACUGGCUGUAUUUACAGGGCCGUUACCGAGGAUUGAUGAUCAAGGGCUGUGCCCAUGCAGCCUUCUUUUGCAAAAUGUUCUUCGAUUUGAGCAAACUGCUGCAGGAGCUGCCGCGCAUAAUCCAUUCCCGGACUGUCUCGUUUGAUGCCGCGGCUACCGAGGACGUGAAGCUAACGGUGGGCGUCAUUGGAUGUGGCCACAUUGGAAGGCAGCUGACUAACGUGCUGCUGAAAACCGUCUCCAUCCCUCCAGAGAACCUGCAGAUCUCCACUCGGAGGCCAGACUCCCUGGUUGAGCUUCGGAAACUAGGAGUCCGGUGCAUCUAUGACAACGCUGCUGUGGCGAACUGGGCCAAAGUGUUGUUCCUCUGCUGUUUGCCCGCCCAGCUGCCUAAUAUCUGCCUAGAAAUUCAAUCCAAACUCGAUAAAUCCUGCAUCGUGUACAGCUUUGUAUCUGCGAUCACGAUACCCAGGUUGAAAACUUUACUGAACCACACCAAUAUCGUGCGACCCCAGUAUCAAUUUGUUGAGAAAUUUGAAAACAUCUGGGGAGAGAAUGAAGAGGUCCCAGCUGCUCUCCGGAAUUCAUCAAUUAUCCGGGGUACCUGCCCCUACAACAGUCUUGGGGGAGUAAUCCUCAAUGUCAAGUGGCUGGAGGGGUUGUGCUACGCCCUCAUCAACGCCUGUACGUCAAGGGGCGUGUUUCACUCACAGGUGCUGAAGCUUUUGAACAAACUGUUUCUCUCUGUGCACUUAGAAAGCUGCAAGACAGACCCGGCAUCCUGCCCCAAAUUUCAGUUAACAGAUUUUAUGAACAAAAGCUACGUCAGGAACUUGUAUAAGAAAAGGCCUUUCCCGUGGUUUGAUCUGACUACUGUGCAAACCAAGGAAACUCCCUUCAGCCAGCACAUCUCCGCUACUCGUGCUCUUCAGGACCACAUUAGUCUUCUCUACUGUGAAACAUUUGGCCUCUCCAUAGGCGAAGAACAACUGCCUUACAUUUCCACCGUUAUCCAACCUCUAGAAGAAGUCUCGGAUUGAUGAGAGCCAUGCAUUGUGUGUAAUACCUGAGUGAAGAAUAAAAUCUGAGGUCCUCCUA